Messenger RNA from Seriola aureovittata, 3876 nucleotides. Its product is annotated as NACHT, LRR and PYD domains-containing protein 12-like. Bases 109 to 3876 code for a protein of 1255 amino acids. The record is from RefSeq and is a predicted model, not a curated record. NCBI's taxonomy places the organism in Eukaryota, Metazoa, Chordata, Actinopteri, Carangiformes, Carangidae. Gene Ontology annotation, molecular function: protein binding. The transcript is spliced from 14 exons.
UAAGACUCGGCGGGUAAAAGUGAAACUGAAAGUUCAGACUCCAUUUUGAAUCGACGGAGCAGAAGGAGGGAAGCUGAAGUCUGAGGCAGACUGACUGAAGUCCAGAAGAUGAAUGAUGUGGAGGAAGACGAGGACGGAGCAGAGUCUCCAGUCCCCAGCUGUUGGUCUAUGAAGAGUGACCGGUCCAAACAAGAACCUCUGUUCUUCAGGAAUGAACCUGGACCUUCACACACACAAGGUGAGUCCUACAGACAGAGAGCAGAGUCUCCAGUCCCCAGCUGUUGGUCUAUGAAGAGUGACCGGUCCAAAGGUCUUCCUCUAAACUUCAGUAAUGAACUUGGACCUUCACACACACAAGGUGAGUCCUACAGACAGAGAGCAGAGUCUCCAGUCCCCAGCUGUUGGUCUAUGAAGAGUGACCGGUCCAAAGGUCUUCCUCUAAACUUCAGUAAUGAACCUGGACCUUCACACACACAGAAGAGGAAGAGCCAUGUCUCUGUGUCCAGCUGUGCUCUGUGUCAGGACGUCCUGAAGGAUCCAGUCUCUACCAGCUGUGGACACUGGUUCUGCAGACAUUACUUCACCUCAUACUGGGACCAGUCUGGUUCUUCAGGAGACUCCUCCUGUCCCCAGUGUGGAAAAAGACCCAGAACAAGACCUGGACUGCAGACAGCCAGUCAGACCAGCACUGAACAAACAGAUAGUGGUCUGCAGGAGGUUUUACAUCAACAUAAGAUCAGUCUGAGGAGCAGAUGUGAACAUGUGACUGAAGGAACUGAUGGAACAGGAAGUGGAACCCUCCUCAACAGGAUCUACACUGAGCUCCACAUCACAGAGGGACAGAGUGAAGAGGUUAAUACCCAACAUGAGGUGAGGCAGCUGGAGACAACUUCCAAGAAGAAGACCCUCCAUGACGCUCCAAUCAGGUGCCACGACAUCUUUAAAGCCUUACCUGAUCAACAGAGACGCCGCAUCUGUAAAGCCUUACCUGUCCAAGAGAGAGAAGACGUCUCUAAAGUCUCACCUGACCAACAGAGACCCAUCAGAGUGGUUCUGACCAACGGCGUCGCUGGCGUUGGAAAAACCCUCUCGGUGCAGAAGUUCUCUCUGGACUGGGCAGAGGGCUUGGAGAACCAAGAUGUUGGUCUGCUGGUUCUGCUUUCGUUCAGGGAGCUGAACCUGAUCAGAGAUCAGCAGUACAGUCUUCUCAGGCUGCUCCAUGUUUUCCAUCCAACAUUACAGAAGGUCACAGCAGAGCAGCUCGCUGUCUGUAAAGUUCUGUUCAUCUUUGACGGCCUGGAUGAAAGCAGACUGUCACUGGAUUUCAACAACAGGAAGUCUGUGUGUGAUGUCACACAGGAGUCAUCAGUCAACGUGCUGCUGACAAACCUCAUCAGGGGGAAUCUGCUUCCCUCGGCUCUCGUCUGGAUAACUUCCAGACCUGCGGCGGCCAAUCAGAUCCCUCCUACAUGUGUGGACAGGGUAACAGAAGUACGAGGCUUCACUGACGCCCAGAAGGAGGAGUACUUCAGGAGGAGAUCCAGUGAUGAAGAGCUGUCCAGCAGAAUCAUCUCACACAUCAAGACGUCCAGGAGCCUCCACAUCAUGUGUCAAGUCCCAGUCUUCUGCUGGAUCACUGCUACAGUUCUGGAGCACAUGUUGACCACAGACCAGAGAGGAGAGCUGCCCCAGACCCUGACUGACCUGUUCUCACACUUCCUGCUGGUUCAGACACAGAGGAAGAAGAACAAGUACCAUGAGGGACGUGAGACGAGUCCACAGGAGCUGACGGAGGCUGACGGGGAAGUUCUUCUGAAGCUGGGGAGGCUGGCGUUUGAACAUCUGGAGAAAGGAAACAUCAUGUUCUACCAAGAAGACCUGGAGCAGUGUGGUCUUGAUGUCACAGAGGCCUCGGUGUACUCAGGACUUUGUACUGAGAUCUUCAGAAGAGAGAGUGUGAUCUUCCAGAAAACAGUCUACUGCUUUGUUCAUCUGAGCGUUCAGGAGUUUCUGGCUGCAGUCUACAUGUUCCACUGUUACACCAACAGGAAGACAGAGGUCCUGAAGAACUUCCUGAGGAAACAACAUGUUGAUUUAAUCCUGGAUAAGUUCCUGUGGGCAGCCAUGGAGAAAUCCCUCCAAAGUAGAAACGGUCACCUGGACCUGUUUGUCCGCUUCCUUCAUGGCCUCUCUCUGGAGUCCAACCAGAGACUCUUAGGAGGUCUGCUGGAUCAGAGAGAGAACAGUCCAGAAACCAUCCAGAGAGCCAUCAACAACCUGAAGAGGAAGAGGCCAAAAACCUCUCCUGACAGAAGCAUCAACAUCUUCCACUGUCUGACGGAGAUGAAGGAUCACUCAGUUCAUCAGGAGAUCCAAAAGUUCCUGAAGUCAAAGAACAGAUCAAAGAAGAAACUCUCUGAGAACAACUGCUCAGCUCUGGCCUACAUGCUGCAGAUGUCAGAGGAGGUUCUGGAUGAGUUGGACCUGAAGGAGUACAACACAUCAGAGGAGGGACGAUUGAGACUGAUCCCAGCUGUGAGGAACUGCAGGAAGGCUCGGUUUGCUGGUCGUGGACUCUCAGAGACUCACUGUGAAGUCGUGGCCUCAGCUCUGAAGUCCAACCCCUCCCACCUGAGACACCUGGACCUGAGUGACAACCCUAACCUACAGGAUUCAGGAGUGAGGAUCCUGUCUGCUGGACUGGAGAGUCCAAACUGUGGACUGGAGACUCUGAGGUUGAGUGGCUGCAGGUUGUCAGAGAUCAGCUGUUCUUCUCUGGCCUCAGCUCUGAAGUCCAACCCCUCCCACCUGAGAGAACUGGACCUGAGUCAGAACAACCUGAAGGAUCCAGGUGUGAAGCAGCUGUGUGGUUUUCUGGAGAGUCCAGACUGUGGACUGGAGACUCUGAGGUUGAAGAACUGCUGGUUGACAGAGAUCAGCUGUUCUUCUCUGGCCUCAGCUCUGAAGUCCAACCCCUCCCACCUGAGAGAACUGGACCUGAGUGACAACAACCUGCAGGAUCCAGAUGUGAAGCAGCUGCGUGACCUUGUGGAGAGUCCAGACUGUGGACUGGAGACUCUGAGAUGGAAGAACUGUAGUUUGUCAGAGAUCAGCUGUUCUUCUCUGGCCUCAGCUCUGAAGUCCAACCCCUCCCACCUGAGACACCUGGACCUGAGUGACAACAACCUGCAGGAUCCAGAUGUGAAGCAGCUGUGGUAUUUUCUGAAGAGUCCAGACUGUGGACUGGAGACUCUGAGGUUGAGGGGCUGCAGGUUGUCAGAGAUCAGCUGUUCUUCUCUGACCUCAGCUCUGAAGUCCAACCCCUCCCACCUGAGAGAACUGGACCUGAGUCAGAACUACAACCUGCAGGAUCCAGAUGUGAAGCAGCUGUGUGGUUUUCUGGAGAGUCCAGACUGUGGACUGGAGACUCUGAGGUUGAGUGGCUGCAGUUUGUCAGAGAUCAGCUGUUCUUCUCUGGCCUCAGCUCUGAAGUCCAACCCCUCCCACCUGAGAGAACUGGACCUGAGUCAGAACUACAAGCUGAAGGAUCCAGGUGUGAAGCAGCUGUGUGGUUUUCUGGAGAGUCCAGACUGUGGACUGGAGACUCUGAGGUUGAGUCGCUGCAGUUUGUCAGAGAUCAGCUGUUCUUCUCUGGCCUCAGCUCUGAAGUCCAACCCCUCCCACCUGAGAGAACUGGACCUGAGUGACAACGACCUGAAGGAUCCAGGUGUGAAGCAGCUGUGUGGUUUUCUGGAGAGUCCAGACUGUGGACUGGAGACUCAAAGGACAUUUAAAAGACACUGUGGGAUUGAUCUUAGAGACCAAGCUGUUGACAGCCAGCGCUCCCUGCAGGAUUCUCCACUGCAGAUCACCUGA